UUUAUUUUGGUUUUCUACUUCGUCACAUGAAAUAUCAAAAAAGAAAACAGAAUUGGACGGAAGAAAAAAUUGGCAAGAACUGUCAGAAUUUAUAUUUCUUUUGCUUUAUGUUUUCUUCCUAUUUGCUGAGUCUGCUUGUUGACGUCGAUUUUCCGUGAAAAUUUGCUGGAUAUAUUGACUAUAAAGUUAUAAUUUGCGAAGUAUAUUCUAUAUUAUUAGAAUUAAUUUUUUUUUUCUGAGUGCUGAAAAAACGUUAGCACAUAAGUAAGAAUAUAAAAAAUAAAUAAAAAUGUGGCGAACGAAACUACAAAUAAUGCUGAAGGUGUUACUGCUAACGGUCUUGCUAAUGCCAGCGACGCAAGCAAAAUCGGAAGCUGGCAAAACUAUUAAAACCUUAACGCCGGGCGCUAAUGUUGCACGUGAACAACGUCCUCUGUUGGCCAACUCCAAAAUAAAAGUUCAAAUCGACUGCGAGCGUAGCGAAGGUUUAGAUAUAAACAUUGAAUGGCAACUAUAUGAGCUACAAUGCUGGACGGAUAAGUUCAUGCGUGAGAAUCAUUUAAGUGAGAAUGAAUAUUUACAAACACAAAACAAGUCAGAAUAUGGCUUCAUUGCCAUGGAUACAAAAACUACAGAAUGUUCAACACAUCCGAUUAUUUUGCCAGAAAAACCAUGGCCCUCACAAGAGUACACAUCAACAGCGGCAGGAAGUGCAGCGCAAUCACCGGCAGCCGCUGCAUUGUCCACUUCCCAGAAAGUGAAUACUACAAGAAGGCAUCCAACCGCGCCCAUAGAGAAAAAUAUAAUCACUAUAGGCAGAGAUGGCAUUUAUGAGUUGACAUUGAAAAUUGAAGCGACCAAAGGCUCUGAAUCGGUAGAUUUCACCGCACAUGUGCAAGUAGAUAUUGUGGGGCCUGAUGGUGGCUAUCUUUCAGCCAUAGACUAUCCACUUUUGGCGUUCUAUGGCAUAAUGUGCGGUGUGUAUGUAGUUUUCGGUAUUAUCUGGCUACUUGUCUCAUUCAUGCAAUGGCGUGAUCUACUGCGCAUACAAUUCUGGAUUGGUGGCGUUAUACUGUUGGGCAUGUUAGAGAAAGCCUUCUUUUACGCCGAAUACUAUAGCUUAAAUACGACAGGCAUAUCUGUUGAGGGCGCUGAAUUGAUGGCAGAAUUUGUAUCGUGCGCCAAACGAACCUUAGCGCGUAUGCUUGUCAUAAUUAUGAGUCUGGGUUUUGGUAUUGUCAAGCCACGUUUGGGUCCAAUGCUACAUCGCGUGGUUGGCGUUGGUACAUUAUAUUUUGUUUUAGCUUGCGUUGAAAGUUAUUUACGUGUGACUAGCACGAAAACCGAUGAGCAGCUGGUGGCGGCUAUACCUUUGGCUGUGCUGGACACAGGCAUUUGUUGGUGGAUAUUCACCUCAUUGGUGCAGACCACCAGAACGUUACGCUUGAGAAGAAAUAUGGUUAAACUAUCGUUGUAUAGACAUUUCACAAACACGUUGAUAUUCUCAGUUAUGGCGUCGGUGUUGUUCAUGUUGUAUGCAUUGCAUGUGCGCAAAACACAAAACUGUACACCGAUCUGGGGUAACAUUUGGUUAGAUACCGCCUUUUGGCAUGUACUCUUUUCCGUUUUGUUGCUAGUGAUAAUGAUUUUGUGGCGCCCCACAAAUAAUAAUCAACGUUAUGCAUUUACACCGCUACUCGAUGCUCCGGACGAUGAGGAUGAUGACGUUUUUUGCAUCACCACAGAAGAAGACCAAUUCGUCGCUGACGCUUACGGCGUGAAAAUGCGUAACUCGCAUGCAAAUGGUGGCACCAAAACACCACCACAACGUGCCACAACAACCGAAGAAGAUGAUCUACGUUGGGUGGAAGAGAAUAUACCAUCAUCAAUGGCUGAUCCAGCGUUGCCGGUUUUAGAUUCGGAUGAGGAAAUAAUAAAUACGAAAUUCGAAGUUUCGAAAAUGCAAUAAAGUUAAGGGUUU
Messenger RNA from Ceratitis capitata (Mediterranean fruit fly), 1981 nucleotides. Its product is annotated as transmembrane protein 87A. The record is from RefSeq and is a predicted model, not a curated record. Lineage: Eukaryota; Metazoa; Arthropoda; Insecta; Diptera; Tephritidae. Gene Ontology annotation, cellular component: membrane; Golgi apparatus. Gene Ontology annotation, biological process: retrograde transport, endosome to Golgi. The transcript has 10 exons. Bases 290 to 1969 code for a protein of 559 amino acids.